Molecule: messenger RNA, 955 nt
Organism: Lottia gigantea (owl limpet)
Lineage: Eukaryota; Metazoa; Mollusca; Gastropoda; Lottiidae
Exons: 3
Coding region: 53-955 (300 amino acids)
Molecular function (GO): GDP-mannose hydrolase activity
Source: RefSeq, a predicted model, not a curated record
GAUUUUAUGAACUUUCUCCCAUUGUUUUAGGCAAUUAUUUAAAGAUUUUCAAAUGGAUCCUGAUAUAAAAAUAAUCUUUUUUGUGAAAAAAUCACAAUAUCUACCAAAUGGCAAAGUAGUUGCUAUUUUAGAUCAAGAUUUCAAUCGAAAAUCCUUGCCUUCCAAUUUAGAAAAUUCAAUUGAGGAGACAUGGAAUAGUAGGAUUGAUACAAAUCCGAAAUUAUAUAAUGGAACAAAAUUUAGAUUACAUUCUGUUAGUGAAGCUUCUGAUAAAACUUUAACUCUGAAUUUAGGUGUGACAUGUUACAAAGAAUACCUGGGCACAAACUGGGCUCCAAAUUCUAAAUUAUUACAUAGUUUUGGCAAGGAUGUUUUCAAAAAUGAACAAGCUUGUAUGUCAGACCCGGUUGGUGUUGGUUCAUUUGUUAUCACCAGUGAUAAUCAUGUUAUAUUAUUGAGAAGAAGUAAUGAUUGUGCUGAAUCUCCUGGUUUGUGGGAUUGUCCUGGUGGUCAUGCAGAGCCAGAGGAACUGGUGGGGAAAAAAAGUUUUGAAGAGAUAGAUUUAUCAAGUAUGACUGGUGAAGCAGUUGUAAAAGAAAUCUUUGAUUCUAUAAUUAGAGAGAUACGAGAUGAAGUCAACAUUCCAGAACAUUGUUUAUCAGCCCCACAACUUAUUGGUAUAGCCCUAAAUACUACCAGUGCCUGUAGACCUAGCAUUGAAUUUAUAGUACAGUGCUCAAAAUCGUCCACAGAAGUGGUAUCCUUAUAUAAAGAAGGCAGUCAAUCAGAAGCCGAAGAAUCAACCAAUAUAAUGACUCUACCACUUAAUGAUAUGGUUUCACUAGAAGAAUCCCAUAGGGAAAUCUGGGACAAUAUGGCCCCAGCUGGUAAAGGCUGUAUUGUAUUAUAUAGAUUAGCUAAUGGUUUAUAUGAUAUAAGUAAACUUAAUCAAUAG